GAGCAAUAUGAAUGUUUAAAAAUUACGCGAACAGCAUAAAAUUGCUUAAAAGCCUGCCUACUUAGUUUAAGAAAACAAUUUUAAUGCUACUAUUCUGCUAAUGCAAGCACUCAUUGCUAAUAGCUUUUUAUUUUUUUAUUGGAAAUUGGUGAACCAACUAAAUGUUUAACUUCAGCGAUAAUUAUGUUGAAUAUACAUGCAUAUUAUAAAAGUUUGAUCCAAUACAGAGAAUACACGUCGCGCGCUCUAGUUUCACCGUCGUUACACGUUAACGACCAAUUAACUGAAAAAAUACUGGGAAUAUGUUAACAAACAAUGAAAAGAAGUAGAGUGAAAAGGCCGCGGGACAAAAACCAAAAAAUGGAUAGAGUUCUUACUGAUUUUAUAAUGAUAAUAUUCGUUUUGUUCGCAAUUUAUUUGGUGACUGCGUAUGAGCCGAUGACUAAGGAAGAGCACAUUGCGAAGUUCAAUAAAAUGAAUGACGAAGUGGAGCCGUUCAGAAAGAAUUUGACAGAAUGUUCGCGCCAAGUAAAAGCUUCUAUGGUAGACAUUGAAAACUUCUUGAAGAGAAUUCCUCAGACAUCGAUGCAAGGCAAAUGCUUCGUGGCCUGCAUCCUGAAGAGAAACGCGAUCAUAAGAAACAACAAGGUAGACGAUAACGGCCUUCUGGAAGCUAAUAGAGCUGUCUACGGAGACGACAGCGAAGUGAUGUCAAGGUUAAAGUCUGCCGUCGGGGAAUGCAAACAGGUCGUAGAUAAUAUUUUCGAGAUAUGCGAGUAUGCUUCGAUUUUUAAUGAUUGUAUGCAUAUGAAAAUGGAACAUAUUCUUGAUAAAGUGACUUUGGAGAGGCGCAUGGAGGCUUUGGGCCAGAUGAGCACCGACACUGACACUUGGACAGAUGAAGAAGACGAAAUGUUGAAAUUGCUAAAAGAUGAACUGUGAAGACUUUUUAUUUUAUUAAAAAUUAGUACGUGUUU
Molecule: messenger RNA, 977 nt
Organism: Chilo suppressalis (striped riceborer)
Lineage: Eukaryota; Metazoa; Arthropoda; Insecta; Lepidoptera; Crambidae
Source: the annotation of a GenBank genome assembly